AGAAUAUGUAUCUGAGGGAUCGCCUAAGAUCACAUUUUUAAUGCUCGAUCGUAGGUGCCUUCCUAUGUUUUCAGGAAAAAUCUCUUAAGACUUGAGUACACUUAUAGAAAUGAUGCAUUAAAAAAAUUGUGCCGUGUUCGUUUGCAGUCAGGUUGAAAUUUCUGUAUACAUAUGAAAUCACAAUGACAGUGGCGAAACUUGAAAAGAAGCGUUUGGGGUGUGGAGUUAUGAGGGCCCUGAAACGAGUAGACUCAUAAGAUGAGAAAAUAGGUUAUCAGCGGAAUCGACCAGGUAAGGAAUAUGUGGAAAACACUGACCAUAACUGACGAAAUGAAAGGCAUCAAGAAAUAACUUCCAGGCAGCACACAGGGAGCAAAACCUGUAGGUUAAGACAUUAGUAUGUAUACAAACAACGUAGUCUAUUAUUGCUUGGACAAGUGCUAGUCUGAGAUGAAGUUGGCACAGGACAGGAAGUCGUGAGGGGUCGCCCCAAACCAGGUCAAAAGACAGAGCAAAAAAGUUAGCGCGUGCUGAUAUUUUGGUCUGUCCCUUUUGAAUUAGAUCCUUAAAAAUCCCCGAUUUCAUAUGCUACGACCUGGCACACUUUAGGACUGCGAAAGACACUCGCAUUGAAAUUUGUAACAAGGAACGCCAGCCUUUCAUUUGCUCCCCACCCCCUUCUUUACCCAGCCAAAACUCUCAUAUCUGAUGAGAAUUUCAGUUUGUUUUAAUGUUCCUUUCCCAUACAUGUACGCUAAACAGAUGUUAAGCAGUGCAGUGUAAAAAAGAGUAGCAGACAGUUACGUUGGUGUGCUUUUUACGUAAGAUGGGGCUCGCUUUGUAAAUUGCGUGCGGGGAUGCGCAGCGGUCGGGCUCCGUUGGCCGUGGCGCCGUCUUGGAAGGUCACGAUACCGGACCAGCAGUCAGGCAGCACGCCACCAUGCUCAAGAAGGAAAAGCCUAUGAUGUCCGUCGCCGCUAUCAUACAGGGCGCGCAGACGCAGCACUGGACCAGAGGAAUAAGCUUAGAGAACAAUCUUUCGAUAAGCUCAAUGGGUCCACAGUCACCAUUGGAUAUGAAACCAGAUACGGCUAGCCUAAUUAGCUCUGGCAGUUUUAGUCCCACUGGAGGACCUAACAGCCCAGGUUCGUUUACAAUUGGACACAGUAGCCUGUUGAACAACUCGAGCAACCAGGCAAAAGGUUCAUCUUCACAGUAUCCACCAAAUCAUCCACUGAGUGGCUCCAAACACCUUUGUUCUAUUUGUGGAGAUCGAGCAAGCGGAAAGCAUUAUGGUGUUUACAGCUGUGAAGGUUGUAAAGGAUUUUUUAAACGCACAGUGAGAAAAGACUUGUCAUAUGCAUGUCGGGAAGACAAAAACUGCAUAAUAGACAAACGCCAACGUAACAGGUGCCAGUAUUGUAGAUAUCAAAAAUGCCUCGCUAUGGGAAUGAAGAGAGAGGCAGUUCAGGAGGAAAGGCAGCGAACAAAGGAGCGUGAUCAGAAUGAAGUUGAAUCAACAAGCAGCCUGCAUACAGACAUGCCUGUUGAACGCAUUCUCGAAGCUGAAAAACGAGUGGAGUGCAAAGCAGAAAACCAAGUGGAAUAUGAGAGUACAAUGAAUAACAUUUGCCAGGCUGCCAAUAUCUGCCAAGCUACCAACAAGCAACUGUUUCAGCUGGUGGAGUGGGCUAAACACAUCCCGCACUUCACAUCCCUACCUCUGGAGGACCAGGUUCUCCUCCUCAGAGCAGGUUGGAAUGAGCUGCUAAUUGCAGCAUUCUCACAUCGAUCUGUAGAUGUUAAAGAUGGUAUAGUACUUGCCACUGGACUCACAGUGCAUCGAAAUUCUGCCCAUCAAGCGGGAGUGGGCACAAUAUUUGACCGUGUUUUGACAGAAUUGGUGGCAAAGAUGAGAGAAAUGAAAAUGGAUAAAACAGAACUUGGCUGCUUGAGAUCUGUAAUUCUUUUCAAUCCAGAGGUGAGGGGUUUGAAAUCUGCCCAGGAGGUGGAACUACUUCGUGAAAAAGUAUAUGCAGCUUUGGAAGAAUAUACUAGAACAACACACCCUGACGAACCAGGACGAUUUGCGAAACUUCUGCUUCGUCUGCCUUCUUUACGUUCCAUAGGCCUUAAGUGUUUGGAGCAUUUGUUUUUCUUUCGCCUUAUUGGAGAUGUUCCAAUUGAUACGUUCCUGAUGGAGAUGCUUGAAUCGCCUUCGGAUUCAUAAUUCGCUUUCUGUUGAUACAACGAAGAGACUUGUCUGUCCAAACUCAGAUCUUAAAAUAUGCUCAAAUGAAAUUAAAUUGGCAAUGGAUCAUGUUGUGCACUUCAUGCUUUAUCAGUUGGUUUUAUGAGGGAACAGUUUCAAUAGAAAUGCGUUAUUUUUUGAAUGAAGUGUUUUUAUAUUUUUUCCAUUGUAAAGGUGUGCUCAAAAUACUGAGAUAAAUUUAUACAUUUGGUUCCCUUUGUGGGUCUCGCAGUUUUAUCAAGUACAUGUUCAUUUGUCAGUCAUAAAUAAAUGUAGCAGGAUGGUCCAUCAUGUGCUUCAGGUUUCACUUGUAGGUCAAGAAACAGACAUGCUUAAGGCAUUAGGUUGCCACCCUCAAACAGACUAUAUUUCAUCAUCUGACAAAUGCAUUAGAAUGUUUUCUGCAUAUCUGUUCUUGUAUAUUAUAUUCAUUUUAUGUCUUGACUCAGGAUGGGUAUAAUAAACUCACGUGUUUCAUCACACAGGUAACAUUUGACUUUCUUUAUAAUAUUGUCAGUGGCUUUGUUUAUGUAUGCAUUUUAUACAGUUUGUCAUUCUUCGUGCUGUAUUUAUAUUUUGUGGGAAUUAGAAUUGGAGGAGGAAAAGCAAAAAAUGUAUUUUAAUUACUGGAAUUCUCUCUCCUUUUUGUUAUAGUUCAGUAGGUACAGAAUAGUUUGAGAGGUAAACUGAAACGUUACUUGAUUGAAGCUGAGCAUGCCUGCUCAUUGCAAAAGACCAUAUUUGUACACCACUGAAGUUAGUUUUCUGGUUUGGUAUACCAAGAUAUGGGAUGUGCUGAGACAACUUUCCCUAGUUCACAUGUACCGAGCUACAACUCCACAGAGUGGCUCCAUAAACCCAUAAAGCAGUUAAUGGAUUUCAUAAAAGAGGAGAUCGUGCAGAUAACAUUUUGACUUGCCUUAUACAGGGUGUAAAGGGUAUAAGUGCAGAUAUUUCUGUUGGUUAGUGAAGUCAGUGUACUGAACAAUAUCACAUCAGUAUGUUUGUCAUUUGCAGACUAAUAAUUCUAGCUAUGAUAAGACAUAUGUUUUUAGGUUGGUUAGUACCUCCAACUACGUGUGGCAACAGCAAGCCAUUAAUACUCAUUUUCACUGGGCAGCAGGUUAGGUUUUGAAGUGCGGAUGUGUGGACACAAAAUGUUUAGUCUACACUGAUAGGUGUGGUCAACCCAGUGGUGCAGUUACAACUAUGCAAAAAACAUCAGGCAGUAAAUCAUGUUACUUGUUUGUGGGAAGACUGUUUGACAAAGAGAAAAACAACCAACACACUGCUGUAUGUACAUAUUAAGAUACCACAAAUAAAAAUAUCUGCACUUACGCCGGUUACACACUGUGUACACAUGUCUUAGCUUAUCUGCUGAAAGAGUUUUCUCUCAGCAUGCUGAGGGACUUCAGCAGUAGUCACAAGAUAUUCCCAUUGCAGUCAUAUUUAAGAACUGUAGGAAGGGUGUUAUUUGGAUUAUUAUUGCAGUGAUUUUUAAGUGACUGCUAUUUCAGAACUUCUGUAUUGUGUCUUACAAUUAACGCUCUCAAGUAUGUGUUGCUUAUGCUUAAAGAUGAAGCAUGUGGUGUUGUGUUAUGUACUGUUGUCCUCUGUUAAGAUCUACUACAUUAAGAUCAACUUUUGGCAUAUUAGGAAAUUUACUGUCCUACAAUCUGGUAAUUCCAGAGUGCAAACAAGAAACAAUAAUGAGGAAGGGCAACUGAUCCUCUUAUGCAUAGUGAUGUAAUGCACAAACAGAUGUGUAACAACGUACAGAUGUCACUAGCUUUGAAACUAUUGCUUUUUUUCUAGUGUAAGCACUUUUUCUGAAGGUAUGUCCACAGAAUGCCUCUUUCCUGGUGUGCAGUUUUCAUAAAUUUGUAAGGUGCUGCUUCUCUGUUUUCCUACUUUUAUACUUGUCUCUUACUUUACAGUAAUAUGAUUGGAGACUUUUUAUCUAAUACUUGACACUCACGGCAUCUCAUCUCAAAUUUUUAUUGAAACAGUCCUUAGAAGCAGCAUUCCAUAUGACUUAUCUUUGUCUGUAAUAUUUUAUAAAUUUCCCCGUGCUUUCCGUGGAGUCAACAUAACCUCAACACACUACACAAUGAAACCCACAUGGACCAUAGUUGCCUGUCAUUUGCUGAGCAGUGCAAGAGAUUCCCACCAAACCUGGAAAGCAAUGCACUUUCAUGCACAGCCUUCACUUUGAGGAAAUUACACAUGCACAAAAGCACAGGCAUAGUUGUGCUGUUGGAAAUGUAAACUCUUGCACAAACUUGAACAGAAAAAAAGGCAUGUGGACGUACCUUUUCACACGCAACUACAGAAAGUGCCCCCAGAUAGUGGCUGCUGUUGGUGGAUGUAUUUGGUUGUCUAAGUGGUGAUGUAUGUGAGGUGCUGAGUGCACAAUGAAAAACAGCUUAUCUCUGACUUACUGUCCCCCUCCCCAUCACUUAUUGGUUGACUGCAAGUGAGUGGUUGCAUUUUCAAAUUUUUGUUUCUUGUCUUUUGUUGUUCUUGUGCUUGAUAAGACACCUCUCUUUGGUUUGAGAUGAUACUGCUGGAAAGAGAAAAUUGUCUGUUAGCAAUGUUUGAUAGUGUAAUGGAUGUAAGAGAUUUAUCUUUCAUUCAGCUGGAAAAAUGAAGUAGCUAUAGUAAACAAAAGAAUGUAUUUUCCAACAAUAAAAACCUGCGAGAAACAUGGAAAAUUGGAGGGAAAGCUUAUAUCUUCUAUUUAUUAUUAUUGUUUGUUUAUGUAUCAUCCAUUUCAUCUGCUUGUAAGUUAGACUGACCUUUUAUUUUUGAGUGUCAUUUUCAGAAUAAAUGUUCCAUUUAAUGUAAUAAAUUUGUUCUUGAUAACAUACUUGUUUCAACUGGCAUGUAAUACAGUCCAAUAGUCAUUAAGGUUGUCGUUGAUAUUAAAGCACACCCUUCAAAUUUAAUGGAUGUUUCUGAUCACACGUCAUCUACAUAAUUCAAUGAAUAUUUUGUACAUUUGUUCAAAUAGUAGUUCUACAUUCCACUGGAAAAUUUGUCAUUCUUGCCAUUAAGGACAAAUAUUUGUAGUCUAGGAUCAAUUCUGAUAUGUCAGGUGUGUGUUACUUUGUAGGAAAUUGCUUUGAAAUAACUAGUGUAUGUGUUUAAAUACAUCUGUAAAAGAUAGGUUUCACUCCUAUUUUGUCUGAAUAAUUCUGUUUCAUUAAGCUACACCUUAUGUAAUGGUACAUCAUGUUCAUUUAGUCAUUUAGGAAGAAAUACUUGUAGAACUUUAUGCAGAAUUGUGGCUGUUACAAAAAUCCUCUUGUGGUACUAUUUCAUGUAAACAUUCAUUUGCCAAAUGUUCACCUAAAAUUACUUCAUGAAUGUUAUAAAACAAUUAUAUUCUGAUCUUAAUACAUAAUAGAUUGUUGAGAUAUUGGCAAGCAUUUAAGGGUAGGACUUACGCAGAGCAGUAUAACAAAAGUAAAAUAUUUAUAGAUUAGAUAAUAUUCAGUCUUUCAGGUAAAAUUCUCCAGAGGACAGAAAAUUUCAAAUUGUAUCAGAAGUCAUCAGAAAUCAUACUCCAGGUGUAUAAUGAGGUUGAUGGAGAAAGUGCAUUCACUUUCAAGUACAGCACUGGCAUGUAGUAUCUAUUCAGUAUGUACUUUAAGAGAGCCCUGCAUUAUUAUAAAGAAGGCACUGAGUUUAUAAUAUCCUAGAGUAAUGAAAGCUCUGAUGGCCUUUGCAGAAAGGCAUGGAAAAUUUAAUAAUUUGUGCAUUUUGUUUUGCAUCCUUUGAUACUUGUAACGUGUUGCCAUUAAAAGUAUUUGUGGUGUCAGAAUUGCUGUGGACAAUGAGAACUGACAUGAUCAUGCCAUAAAAAACUCAUCACGAAGUUUAAAUAUUGUACUCAUUCUGGAAACCUUAAAAUAUUGCAAAUAGAUACUGAGGCAAGUAAGAGAUACUGAAACGAUAAAGGCUUUAAUUACAGUUCAAAUUCCAUGAUUUAUCAGCUUGAUUUUGGUAGGACUUCUAGCCCAUGAAAUAAAUCAGUGGCUCACUUGUAGGGAUAUACAGUCUGUUGUUUUGAAGCGCAAUUCUUUUAUACUGUUGUAAUUGGGUUUUUGAAAAGGAAAUGCCUGUUUUGGAAUGGAGAGAGAUACUUAUAGUCUGAGAAUUUCCUGUAGGCUUAAAAUCACAGACUUGAUCAAAUGAAUAUAUUGCAUAAGACUUGUUUAAUAUAUCUGUUCAUGUUAUGUAAAAAGAAGUUUAUCAUUCUUAGUUCAUUACACAUGAUGCAUUUCAGUGCUGUGCUGUUUAUAUAGUUUUGUGGAUGUUUUUCCACUGUCUUCCUGUUUUGUACAAUAUGUAUUAAAAUACUGUUGUGUAUUUUCUGGACUUAAUAAUACGUUAAUGCUGAGAAAGAUAUAAGAAUCACUUUGUAAAAACCUUUGAAGAACUACAAAAUGCUAUUGAUGUUACUUGGAUUUACAAGUUUUACUGUUAACUUUGAUCAAAUACAUUAAUCUGUUAUUCUGUGCAAGAAUAAAAUGUUUAGCUAUUAA
Messenger RNA from Schistocerca nitens (vagrant locust), 6801 nucleotides. RefSeq names its product retinoic acid receptor RXR (gene usp). Gene Ontology annotation, molecular function: zinc ion binding; nuclear receptor activity; RNA polymerase II cis-regulatory region sequence-specific DNA binding. The coding region runs from base 941 to 2230 and encodes 429 amino acids. Gene Ontology annotation, biological process: positive regulation of transcription by RNA polymerase II; cell differentiation; anatomical structure development. The record is from RefSeq and is a predicted model, not a curated record. Lineage: Eukaryota; Metazoa; Arthropoda; Insecta; Orthoptera; Acrididae. The transcript is spliced from 8 exons. Gene Ontology annotation, cellular component: nucleus; activator ecdysone receptor complex.